CCCUUCCUACGCGUGUGUAUAUUAGGAAGGAGGAACGGCCAGGCCCGUUCAUCCACCUCCCCUGGAGAGUCCGUAGAGGGGCGUGGCUGAUCAAAGAAGUCUGAAGGCCGUUAUCAGCCUGGAGAGCUAGUGGAUCGGAUCCCUUCGAUCGGGGCGGAGGCUUGAGACCUUUUCCCUGUGUGCCAGCGCUUGGAUGCUUUUCAGUCCCAGUGUCUUGUUCCUUCUACCCAGUUUUUCUCGUUUGCUUCAUCGUGCUGCAAUGAGCACCAUCACUGGUACAUUUCAACUGCAGCAACCCCUCAACUACCGAGAGGGUGCCCGUAUUGAGCCUGUGGAUGGAGACCACAGUGAGGAGACAUAUGAACCAGCAACUGGGCGAGUUAUUGGCAAAUUUUUCUUCUCUGGGGAGAAGGAGGUGGAUCUGGCUGUGCAGAGUGCAAAGACUGCCUUUAAAAUAUGGAGUCAGAAAUCAGGCAUGGAACGGAGCAGUAUCCUGCUGGAGGCUGCAAGGAUAAUCCGGGAGCGAAGGGAAGAAAUAGCUACCUUAGAAACAAUCAACAAUGGCAAAUCCAUCUUUGAAGCCCGAAUAGAUAUUGACGUCUCUUGGCAGUGUCUGCAGUAUUAUGCCGGCCUAGCUGGCUGCCUAGCAGGUCAGCACAUCCAGCUUCCUGGGGGAUCCUUUGCUUAUACAAGAAGAGAACCUCUUGGGGUAUGUGUUGGGAUAGGAGCUUGGAACUACCCUUUCCAGAUUGCCUGCACAAAGUCUGCCCCUGCUUUAGCCUGUGGUAAUGCCAUGGUCUUCAAGCCUUCUCCCUUCACCCCUGUCACCGCUGUGAUGCUGGCAGAGAUCUUCAGUGAGGCUGGAGUUCCCAAGGGGCUUUUCAACGUGGUGCAGGGUGGAGCUGCCACAGGACAAUUCCUGUGCCAGCACCCAAAUGUGGCCAAGGUCUCUUUCACCGGGAGUGUGCCUACAGGCAUCAAGAUAAUGGAGUUGGCAGCCAAAGGGAUCAAACCAGUUACUCUGGAGUUAGGGGGCAAGUCCCCCCUUAUCAUCUUCUCUGACUGUAUCCUGGAAAAUGCUGUGAAAGGAGCCCUCAUGGCCAACUUCCUUACUCAAGGCGAGGUUUGCUGCAAUGGCACGCGGGUAUUUGUGCAACGUGAGAUCCUGAAUUCCUUCACCAAGGAAGUUGUGAAACAGACACAGAAAAUCAAAAUUAGUGACCCCUUGCUGGAAGACACAAGGAUGGGAGCACUUAUCAACCGCCCCCACCUGGAGAAGGUGUUGAGCUUUGUUAAACAAGCACAGGAGCAGGGUGCAGCAGUGUUGUGUGGAGGAGAUGCAUAUGUGCCAGAUGACCCAAAGCUGAACAAUGGCUUCUACAUGUCUCCCUGUGUGCUAGGAAACUGUAAGGACGACAUGACGUGUGUAAAAGAGGAGAUUUUUGGGCCUGUCAUGUCCAUCCUGCCCUUUGACACUGAAGAAGAAGUCCUGGAACGAGCCAACAACACCCGUUUUGGCCUGGCAGGAGGUGUCUUUACCAGGGAUAUCCAGCGAGCCCACAGAGUAGUGGCUGGUCUCCAGGCUGGGGUGUGUUACAUCAACAACUACAACGUCAGCCCUGUGGAGCUACCCUUUGGAGGAUACAAGAUGUCAGGGUUUGGCCGAGAGAAUGGCGAAGCAGCAAUAGAAUAUUACUCCCAACUGAAGACUGUCUGUGUGGAGAUGGGCAAUGUGGAGUCUGUGUUUUAAUGGCCCUGGUUAGCCCAUUUCUUGCAGUUAACAAUCAGCUGAAGUGCUAUGUACCAUGGAGGUGACCUGGAGUGUGUGACCCUGUUGCUAUCUCCCUACUGCUUUGGAUCUCCUUAUUUCAUUCUACUGCCUUGAAAACUUGUAGCGGCAAAAGGAGAAAUAGCUCAUUGGCAGCAUCCUCUAGCCAGCUCUCUCGUUAUGCUUCUUGCCCAGUUUUCUGACUUUAGGAGCAAAGUUUCAGCAGUGCAUGCCACAGCUGCCUGUUCCCCUUUACAAGGGCUGAGACAACGUAUCUCCUUGCUGCUCCUCUGUUUUAGCUGUCGUCAUGACAACGUUCUGCCCGAGGUCACGUACUAGAUGUCUGCCACAAAGGAGGUUGAUCGUAUCUCUGCUGCUUUUUCUAGGUGGGCACUUUUGUACACUGUUUUCUAAGCAAAUAAACAGCUGCUGUUGAGCAGUAAUGACAUAAAACAA
This is a messenger RNA of Rhineura floridana, 2224 nucleotides long. RefSeq names its product aldehyde dehydrogenase 9 family member A1 (gene ALDH9A1). Bases 194 to 1750 code for a protein of 518 amino acids. Lineage: Eukaryota; Metazoa; Chordata; Lepidosauria; Squamata; Rhineuridae. The transcript has 12 exons. Gene Ontology annotation, molecular function: 4-trimethylammoniobutyraldehyde dehydrogenase (NAD+) activity; aminobutyraldehyde dehydrogenase (NAD+) activity. The record is from RefSeq and is a predicted model, not a curated record.